AUGAAGUUGCCGAUCUGCUACUGGCGGGAGGUGGCGGCGUUGGGUGUUGGGCUAAGAAGACGACGGCGGGUGACCAUAUCGGAGGCGUCUGGACGGGUGGCCGGAGGUGGACGGUGGGUGGAUGCCAGAACCCGGCCGAAACAACAAAAAUUUGAACAUCUGGAAACGCACGAUUUUUUUGUUAUGGUAGUAUUUACUCAACUGGAGGCGGCGCGCCUGGAGCCCUGUGGCGGAGGAAUACGGUGGCUGCUUAGGAAGGCGACGGUCUCUGUGUGUGUGGGGUCGGAGGAGAGCGGCGGAAUCGCACACUUGAACGGUGUGCGUGUGUGUCGGAGACGGCGGUGUCGCAGCGGCGAGUGGCGGCGGAGUUGCAGAGGCGAGCGGCGGUAUUGUUGCAGUGGCGAUCGGCGGCGGUUUUAG
Messenger RNA from Striga asiatica, 420 nucleotides. The record is from the annotation of a GenBank genome assembly. Lineage: Eukaryota; Viridiplantae; Streptophyta; Magnoliopsida; Lamiales; Orobanchaceae.